Drosophila suzukii is the source of this 2032-nucleotide messenger RNA. RefSeq names its product Zinc finger CCCH domain-containing protein 3 (gene ZC3H3). NCBI's taxonomy places the organism in Eukaryota, Metazoa, Arthropoda, Insecta, Diptera, Drosophilidae. Gene Ontology annotation, cellular component: nucleus. The record is from RefSeq and is a predicted model, not a curated record. Gene Ontology annotation, molecular function: metal ion binding.
GUCAUCUGGCAACGACGUAGACAGCCAUUGAAUAAGUGUUAAUUUUGAGAAAUAACCAAAAAUAGGCAAAAAUAUUCAUUCGCUAGGUAUCCCAAGGAAGUAACGACAUGUUGCCCCAUUUGAGCGCCGACGAGGGACAGCCGUCCAUGACGCGGAAGGUGUACAUCAAUCCCAAUUUCCAUCUGCAAGGUCAAACUGCGCAUCAGCUGCCCUUUCAAGUGCCCUUCCAGGCGCCACCUCAGCCACAGCCCGCGAUCCACAUCAAUCCGCACUUCUUGCAGCGCCAGCAGGCCAUGUACGAGCAGUUCCAGCGGCAGCAGCAGGAACAGCUCCUGCUGCAACAGGUUUCCGCCUCCAAUUACCUACAGAAUCCUCCCUUGCCUGUGGCUCCUCCCCUUGCCACUCCCCCUCCCCCGCCCGCCAAGAUCAUCAGCAAGGCGAGCACGUGUCUGGUGCGUAAGGCUCCAGUGAAGGCCAAAGCUGCUCCGGUGAGGCCAACUCCUCCGCCGGCAGUGUCCACCCGUGUGCAGCCUCCAUUGGUAAGCAUAUCCAAGCGAAAGAUUGUGCGCCAAGGAGCUGUGAAGUCCACGACAGCGGCUUCUGCCCCACAUCCUCCUCCACCUCAGCCGCCUGCCAAACGCACGAGGUACAAACUAGUGCGCUCCAUAUCGCUCACCUGUACGCCACUCGUCAAGAAGCGUCGUUCUCUGAAAGAGUUUGUGGGCCAGUACGCCCUGAGACGCACCAAUGAAGCAGAGUUCAGCAAGAAAUUGAGCUCCAAGCCACAGGUGCUGAGGCUGGGCGUCAACAAGUCCCUCAGCAUGGUCAGCAUACACGGCGUGAUGUACAAGAAGAUAUCGAAGAACAAAAUAACCAAGCUGGACGCUAGUUCGGCAAGGGUAACGAAGGCCGCGAGCCCUAGGACCCUGAAGCGUUCCCUUUCCGGCAGAACACUAUUCGUCAGCGGCAAUAAGUUUAUCCUAGAUCCCUCGGGCUGCCGUCUCACCAGAGUUCCUCCCGCAGCAACUGCUGCUGCGGCUCCCCAGAUAAGCGUGAACCGUAGCAUCCUGCGACGCAUCGACAUCGGCGGUCUUACCUAUGUGGCUUCACCCAAGACUCAGAAUGUCUUCAUACGCACCACUAAUCACGUGUCGCGGGCCCACCUGAUCACUGCCAGGCAGAGAAGUCUGACGCUGCUCAACAAGUCGUUGGUGAAGACUAAUGUGCCUUGUGCCAUCUUCCAGAAACUGGGCAAGUGCGCCGCCCAUAGUCGCGGCAAGUGUCGCAAGCUGCACGACAAGCGGCAGGUCGCCAUCUGUGUCAGCUUUCUGCGUGGCGAAUGCACCAAGCCCGACUGCCUGCUGUCUCAUAACGUGACCCUGGAGAAGAUGCCCGUCUGUCGGUACUAUUUGCGCGGCGUUUGCGUCCGAGAGGACUGCCCCUACCUGCACAAGAAGCUCAGCCGCAAGGCCGAGAUCUGCAUUGACUUUGUGCGCGGCUACUGUCCGCUGGCUGCCGAGUGCAACAAGCGUCAUGAGUUCGCAUGCCCGGAAUUGGAGCGCAAGGGCAAGUGCGAGUUGUCCAAUUGUGUGUUCUGCAAGAAGCAGCCAUCGAAGAGGUUGGUCAUAUCGCGGCCGAAAGCGGCCAGUAAACCUCGAGGCAUCCCGGAGACACCGAAGGAGCCUGCCAAGGAGGAUGAUUUGCCCACCAGUUCACGGUAUUUUGGGUGCCAUAAAGAACCGACAGAAGUAAUAUUGCCAAAAGAUGACGUGAGGAAGGAAGAGAUCGAAGUGGAGAAAGAGGACCCAGCGGAGACGGGAGCCACUCGACUUGGCCGACGACCACAGCUGGGCACCCUGCCCUCUUUUAUUCCCCUGGGCGGCGAAGAGGAAUUGUAAAGCAAUGUGAGACGACUUGGACCCAACGUUUCAGGUACAAAUUAAUUUGGUUAAGUAUCAUAUUAGCGUUAUUCUAAGAUAAACUUUUAGUAGCUUACGUUCAAUAUUAAAUAAAAAAUAAAAACCAAUAUACU